This is a messenger RNA of Opisthorchis viverrini, 1092 nucleotides long. RefSeq lists its product as hypothetical. The record is from RefSeq and is a predicted model, not a curated record. Bases 1 to 1092 code for a protein of 363 amino acids. Gene Ontology annotation, biological process: proteolysis. The transcript is spliced from 8 exons. Lineage: Eukaryota; Metazoa; Platyhelminthes; Trematoda; Opisthorchiida; Opisthorchiidae.
AUGUAUUUCCUGCCUAGAAUUAGUGGCAAUCUUCUUCCAACUGGUCAAGUUGGGCCUUUCGGUAAAAUCACGCCUCCUGUUGGAGUUGACGCGCUUCAUGCUGAUAAUGUUCUUAUCAAUGUACAACUGGAGUUACGUGUUCCACUGUUCUUCAGCGCCUGGAUAAAGAAAACGUACAACCCCGGUGUACUGGAAACACGGAUGCCGUAUCUUGAUAUGCUCAUUCAACCAGAACUCCCAAGUCUUGAGGAACUGGAGGCAAUGCAGCGCGAUACACGGCAUCGGAGGCCUGGACGCUGGACAGAGUUUCUCGUCUAUGUAAAUACACUCCUGAGCACUGUAGCGGGGAUCCAGACGGAGGAACCAAACCUGUCAUCAAAACUCCUAAAGUCAAAAAACAUCAGUUACAUUCCAAAAGCCAUUUCAGUGUUGUAUAAACUACGUUUGAACCAGGAGUCAAAGAUCACCCCUGUCCGGAUGACUGUACGUGAACUGAUGCAGAAAACACAACAAUCAAUUAGCUUCCCACGCUAUCUGGGGGCAAUUAUGGCAGCAAAUCGUUCAGGCGUGAUCCCGAGGGAUUUGGCUGUCUGGGUGGCCGAUGUGGAGUACUACGAAAGACUAGGAAACUUGCUUUAUCAUACGUCAUUUAAUGAACUGCAGGAAUACAUCACCUUUUGUAUUUUGCACAAAUAUGCUCCGUAUGUGUACAGACCAUUGGCCAUAUUGAAGCGCAAAUUACUAGAACCACUUGCUGGCACUGAGCAUUCGACCGCUGAUGCUCUCCUAGGUUCAGAUACUUUAAUAAUAAAUUUAAAUAACCUAAGUAAUUUUGCCGCAAGGAUUUGCACGCACUUCACACCUGCAAAAUGUAAUAAUCUUCUACGAGACUGGAUGGGAUUCAAUCCAAACCCCAUGUUUGCGGACAGACCAAUCGAUGAAUGGCAGACAAGGUCCACUCGCGCAGCCACUAGAACUCAGGCAUCAAAACUGUCGCCUUCAGAGAGUAGCUAUCCAGUUCCCAAACUAACUGAACAUGUCAGCACCUCCAAUGCUUGGCUGCGUUUCCCACCAUCUCCCAUUCCUCAAUGA